AUGACCACACCCCGCGUCUUCAUCGUCCGCCACGGCGAAACCGAAUGGUCCCUCUCUGGCCGACACACCGGCACCUCCGACAUUCCCUUGACCUCCAAUGGCGAGAAGCGAAUCCACGCCACCGGCCGCGCGCUGGUGGGACCUGACCGUCUCAUCGUGCCCUCGAACCUCGCACAUAUAUACGUCUCACCGCGGAAACGAGCGCAGCGGACCUUGGAGUUGCUCGGAUUGGGAUUGAAAGAGGAGGAUUGUCCGUGGGAAAGGCACGGAGGGGUUGAAGAGGAGGGACAGGGCGAGAGAGGUCAAGUGAAGGCGAAGGUGGAGGUCACGGAGAGGAUUGCGGAGUGGGAUUAUGGCGAGUAUGAGGGUGUGACGAGUAAGGAGAUUCAAAGGAAGAGGAGGGAAAAGGGCGAGAGGGAGUGGGAUAUAUGGAGGGAUGGGUGUCCGGGUGGAGAGUCUCCACAACAAAUCACGGAGCGACUGGAUGCGUUGAUCAAGGACAUUCGAGAGCGAUUCCACGCGCACGCGAUUGGCAAACCGAAGGGCUCGGUCAAGGAGCCGUUCGAUGUCUUGAUCGUGGCGCAUGGACAUAUCUUGAGAGCGUUUGCAGGGAGGUGGGUCGGAAAGGACAUUGCAGAGAACCCGAGUCUGAUUCUCGAAGCUGGAGGCGUUGGCACGCUGUCGUACGAACACCAUAAUCUCGACGAGCCGGCGAUCUUAUUGGGUGGAGCGUUCAUGUCGGACAUUGUCGAAAACGCGGAGGAGCCCGGCAAAUCAUGA
Messenger RNA from Zymoseptoria tritici IPO323, 780 nucleotides. RefSeq lists its product as uncharacterized. NCBI's taxonomy places the organism in Eukaryota, Fungi, Ascomycota, Dothideomycetes, Mycosphaerellales, Mycosphaerellaceae. The transcript is spliced from 3 exons. The coding region runs from base 1 to 780 and encodes 259 amino acids. Gene Ontology annotation, biological process: ribose phosphate biosynthetic process. The record is from RefSeq and is a predicted model, not a curated record. Gene Ontology annotation, molecular function: sedoheptulose-bisphosphatase activity.